This is a messenger RNA of Rhopilema esculentum, 753 nucleotides long. NCBI's taxonomy places the organism in Eukaryota, Metazoa, Cnidaria, Scyphozoa, Rhizostomeae, Rhizostomatidae. The record is from RefSeq and is a predicted model, not a curated record.
AUGGCGAUGAACGACCAUCCCCUUCUCUCUGAAACUUCAAUCGGGAACAAAGAGAACGUGGAAGUUAUUAACAAGAAGUCAGAAAUGAAGACUAUUCCUCAAAAUAUAAAUAAGGUAUGUGCGUCAUUUGGAUCGAAUCAAACUAAACCUACUGUUUCUUUAGAAGCAAGUAAGAUCACAACAGCUAGGCCACUGUCGACGAAAUCACCCAUUUCUGGGAGGACUUUAAAGCCCGCAAAGAGAAGAGGACUUGCAAUAUUGCAACCGACUGCAUCGAAUAAAAAUGUUACUGUAACUGGUUUGUGGAAGGCUAGCUCUUCUUGUGGUGAUCAGAAGCAGAAAAAGUUUGAAAUCUUCACGGAGAAGGAUAAAUCUGAACAUGGAACACGUCCUAAAAGUUGCCGAGGCGAAGAAAAUCGUCAAGUGGUUACAAGCAUUGCAGCGACUCAAACGGAUUUUGAAGAAUGGUUGUCUUUAGAAGAAAUGAAAAGUAAGGACAGCCUUGCCGAAGAGGCACUUGCUCUCAUGCGCUCAGAACCAUCUCAAGAACAAUAUUUCAAAACUAUUGCAGAGGAAAGGCGACUGGCGCUGGAAGAAACACUGAAAGAAAACGAAGAACUUUAUGAUGAACUAGACAGUCUGAAAGAAAGAUACGCUUACUUAGAAAAAGCUUUAAAUGAAGCAGAAAAUUACAAAAUUUUGUACCUCGCCAUGUUAGAAAAACAGACUGGAAAUGACAGCGACGAAAAGUGA